CAACCCUCAAUCCCUCAUUUUGAUGGUCAUCAUUACGACCAUUGAAGUAUGUUGAUGGAGAAUUUUCUCUGGUCCAUAGAGUAUUGGACCAUUGUUGAAGCUGGAGUUCCAGAACCAACGACAGGUGCAAAUGAUGCACACAGGGCAGAAAUUGAGAAGGAAAAAUUGAAGGAUCUCAAGGCUAAGAACUAUUUGUUCCAAGCCAUAGAUUGGGCUAUCUUGGAAACAAUUCUUAACAAGUCUACUUCCAAGAAUAUUUGGGAUUCCAUGAAGAAGAAGAUGAUGGCUAUUGCAAACAAGAUGAGGAUCCAUGGUGAAAAUCUAGAGGAUGUUGCUAUAGUAGUGAGACCUGAGAUGGAGGAAAGCAAAGGGAGUGACGAGCUAGAAAGCUACCUUCUUGUGUUCGGCGUCUAUUUCACUCUAGUUCUAAGGCGUGACAACAAAGAAGGUAGGAGUUGGCAACUAUGGGAACGAAGCACAAGUGAUCCGACGGCUAAAGGACAUGGAGGACAGAGAGAAGGAGAUGGUUGGAAAAUCAAAGAAUCGAAGGUAGAGAUGAUGGAUCAUCAAUUUUGUAGGAAGCUUUGGGGAUCAGAGAACUUUGAUUGGGUUGCGAAACCAUCUAAAGGGGCAUCUAGUGGUUAAUUUGUAUUUGGAAUUGUGAUGUGUUGAGGAAGGAAAAAAUCAUUGAAGGUGAAAAUUUUGUGGGAGUUUUUAGAUUUUGGGGAGUAUUUGCAAUCUUGUUCCCAUUGUGAAUAUUUACUCUCCAUGUGACUUGCCUAGUAAAAGGGCUUUGUGGAA
Molecule: messenger RNA, 801 nt
Organism: Rubroshorea leprosula
Lineage: Eukaryota; Viridiplantae; Streptophyta; Magnoliopsida; Malvales; Dipterocarpaceae
Source: the annotation of a GenBank genome assembly